Messenger RNA from Symbiodinium sp. CCMP2456, 519 nucleotides. NCBI's taxonomy places the organism in Eukaryota, Dinophyceae, Suessiales, Symbiodiniaceae. The record is from the annotation of a GenBank genome assembly.
AUGGCAAGGACGAAGUUCUUCGACGGCGACAUCUUGAGGGACCCGAGCUUUGUCCUCAAAAGAUUAUUGCAAAGAGAUCAGCUCUCUUCAGCCCAGGUGAAUGAUGCCCUGCAGUGCCUCUGGGAGAUAAAUGCUUACGACCAGAACGUGCUCAGUGCCAUUGCAUCAACUUUCAAGGGCAAACUUGCUAGCUUGGAGCCGAUCUACAGACAGACCUGGCGAGAAAUCUUCGAGGGUUUCAAGCACGACAGGGACAAGGAUUUCCGACAACUGUUGGAAACCCCUCCCCUGACAGCAGCGAGCCCGGGGUACCAGAAAAUUCGGUGUUUUCACCACUCAAAGGGCUUUUGUGCCGUCGGUGACAAGGCAUGCACUUAUUCACAUGAUCCGCGAGCACCUCUGACUUUGGAGAUGUUUUCGGUACCUAUGCGUGCGUCACCCCUUGUCAUGACGCAGAACCAGUACACCAUGGGACGCACGAUCUAUGGUGGAGCCCGCAACGGCCAAUUCGCGGCCUGA